This is a messenger RNA of Brettanomyces bruxellensis, 1848 nucleotides long. RefSeq lists its product as uncharacterized. Bases 1 to 1848 code for a protein of 615 amino acids. The transcript has a single exon. The record is from RefSeq and is a predicted model, not a curated record. Gene Ontology annotation, cellular component: membrane. NCBI's taxonomy places the organism in Eukaryota, Fungi, Ascomycota, Pichiomycetes, Pichiales, Pichiaceae. Gene Ontology annotation, molecular function: acetyl-CoA transmembrane transporter activity.
AUGGUGGUGGACGGUAAGGAGCAGGCACAUUUUCUGGAUAAUUCUGGAAAAAGCUUCAGUAAUACGGCCGAUAGACAUGAAGAAGGCAUGUCGGAACUUUAUCGAUCCCCUGCACGUAAAUCCGAGGAAAAUAAGUUGUCCGGCCAGUCUAGUGAUUGGAAACCAUUUAUAAACAAGGAUAAAAAAGUCGAUCCGCAUGAUUCCAGGGGAAAACCACCUGAAAUGUACGUGUCAAACGCGUCAUCAAAGUAUCAAAACUUACCUGCUGAGGAUAGACCAAGAUUUGUGCUUCUAGUCAUCUUGUACAUGAUCCAGGGAAUCCCAAUUGGGCUAGCAUUUGGAUCAGUGCCAUUUCUUCUCAAGACCGCCGAUCUCAGCUACUCGCAAGUGGGGAUUUUCUCUUUAGCCACUUAUCCAUAUGCCAUGAAAUUGUUGUGGUCUCCGUUGGUUGACUCGAUAUAUUCGCCACGUAUAGGAAGAAGACGGUCGUGGAUCAUCCCAAUUCAGGUGCUCUCCGGAUUCUGUCUCUUACUGAUGGGCUGGAAAAUCGAUGACUUGAUGAAACCUGAGUCUCUGUCUCAGAACUUGGCGAAAUUGGCCUGGUGGUUUUUCAUAUUGAUAUUUUUUUGUGCAACACAGGAUAUUGCCGUGGAUGGAUGGGCAUUGACCAUCCUCUCGAAGAAUGCCUUGAGUUAUGCGUCUACCGCACAGACGGUGGGAAUCAAUAUCGGCUAUUUUUUGAGUUUCACCAUUUUUUUGGCGUUUAACUCUCCGAACUUCGCCAACAAGUAUUUGCGGUCCGUGCCAAGUACAGAAGGUGUUAUCACAUUGGGUCAGUAUAUGAGGCUGGCGGGUGUAUUCUACUUGGUUGUGACAUUUAUCAUUGCAUUGCUUGUACCAGAAAAUCCUCAGUUAAGUAAUUCCGAUGGUGACUCUUCCAUCGAGCUUAGCGAUUUUACCGCGAGAAAGAAAAACGACGAUCACACAACAUCAGCGGUUCUAAAUGCAUCAGAUGAGGCGGCAGUUCGGUCCCCAAUAGAGGUGUAUAGAAGAAUGUUUAGUGUGAUUAAACUCAGGAACGUCCGCACUUUCAUCUGUCUUCUUUUGGUGUGUAAGAUCGCAUUUCAGGCAAACGAAGGUGCCACGGACUUGAAACUUUUGGAUAAGGGCUUUUCCAGAGAAGAUCUCGCCAUAACUGUAUUGAUCGACUUCCCAUUUGAGAUUGUCUUCGGUUACUAUGUGGCAAGAUGGUCUUCCGGCUCGGAACCACUCAAACCUUGGCUUUAUGGCUACCUAGGAAGGAUUGCAGCUGCAUUACUUGGACAGUUGCUUGUUGCCCGCUUCCCGAAAUCGGGAAAAAUCGGCACUUUCUACUUUCUCUGCGUUAUUGGGCAGCAUCUUUUGAGCUCGUUUAUGUCUACAGUACAGUUUGUUUGUAUCAGUGCAUUUCAUACAAAGAUCGCCGAUCCUGCCAUUGGUGGAACAUACAUGACUACCUUGAACACACUCUCUAACAUGGGAGGUCAGUGGCCGAAAAUCAUCGUUCUCUCGCUUAUCGACAAAUUUUCCAAAGCCACAUGCAUACCUGAUGCCAAGAAUUCCUCCCCAAGCAACAUAUUCCAGUCCGAAUCCUUCUACAACUGCUAUGCAAGUGAUAUGAAGCAGCAAUGUAUCGCAAAUGGCGGCAUUUGCACCUUGGAAAGAGACGGUUACUAUGUCACGAACUUAUUAUGCAUUGUCUUGGGACUUGUUUUGUACUAUGGAUGGCUUCGGAAAACGGCCUUGAGGCUUCAGAGCUUGCCGGUUGGUGCCUGGCGUGUUUCUAAACCCACCGUUCUUCCUCUUUAG